Mytilus trossulus (common blue mussel) is the source of this 13377-nucleotide messenger RNA. Its product is annotated as serine/threonine-protein kinase SMG1-like. Lineage: Eukaryota; Metazoa; Mollusca; Bivalvia; Mytilida; Mytilidae. Gene Ontology annotation, molecular function: protein binding; protein serine/threonine kinase activity. The transcript has 75 exons. The record is from RefSeq and is a predicted model, not a curated record. Gene Ontology annotation, biological process: nuclear-transcribed mRNA catabolic process, nonsense-mediated decay; protein phosphorylation. The coding region runs from base 94 to 10854 and encodes 3586 amino acids. Gene Ontology annotation, cellular component: nucleus.
CGUUAAAUUUAGCACAGAGAUGGACGAGUAAUUUCAGUUCGUUGGAUCACAAUUUCUGUUACGAAAUGAACAUUUAUUAAAUUUUUCUAUGUAAUGAGUGAAAAAUCAGUAGGCUCUAAGGGUAAACCACCUGAUAAGCAAGAUGUAUCGGAUGGCGGAGCCGAUGUUACAAAGGAAAAGUCGGGUAGUAAUUUGAACGAAAACGCAAGUAGCAGAACAACUUCAACAAGGAUUGAGAAAGUAGAAUCCCCCAAAAUUUAUGAAAAGUCCAAAACUUUGGACAAAAAGAUUGACAUUAAACCACAAAUGAAAAUAAAUGGGAUAAAAAAUGGAGUCUCCAAACCAAGUUCCCGAAGAGAAGAUGUAGGAAGUGGCAGGUUUUCUUCCUCAGCUAACAGAAGUUCAAGCAGAGGGAAGACGGAAUUCCAGUCUUCUGCAUUAACUGUGGCGUCAACUCAGUCAAAGCAGGACACUAAAAAGAGUGAACCAAGCAAAAGUUUUAAUGAUGAAUCAAGAUUGUCAAAGUACAUUAGAAGAGUUAGUCGGGAUUCUGACAAAGAGAGAAGAUUAUCAUCAGCAAAACAGUUGAAAGAUUAUCUUAAAACACAAGAGGGCAUCAAGGCUGCUUCUAAAGUAGCAGAUGAUAUCCUCAGUUCUCUUCAACAUGUUUAUUUUGAAAGAGCUAGCAGAGAGUUGAAGCAAGAUGUGGCUAUUUGUAUCGGACUUGUUGGAGGAAUUAUGGGACAUGAUGGACACAGGUAUUACCAAUGGCUGUUUGGACAGAUUAACAACGUCAUUGACGAUGAUAAUAAUAAAGCCAAACUUCUCUACAUGGACUCACUGCUAGAGACAUUGAAGUAUGAAGAGAAGAAGCAAGCUGCUGCCAGUCUGAUGCCAAUGGUUAUGGCUAAUGUACAGACAUUGUUAGAGAAUGCAGACACUCCAGAAGUCCUCAUGGCCGUGGUCAACAUCAUUCUACACAUAUCUAAACAUUAUAGUCAUGUGUUUACAUCACAUUUUAGGGAUACAGUAGAUAUACUAGUUGGUUGGCAUAUUGACACAACACAGAAAGAUAGCUUGACUACGUUUACUUCUAAAGCUUUGAUAGAAAUGAACCCCUAUUGGGUCGUUGAUUUUAACUUCUCCAUCACUCUACUGGGACAAUUCUUGGAGGAUAUGGAAGCCUAUGCUGAGGAUUUGACAUACAGUUUCUCUGGACAAGCUUACCCUGAUGAAGAAUUACCACUUCCUGAGGAAUGCAUCAUUAAGAUCACAGCUCUACUCAAAGUUUUCACAACAGUUAUCCAAAGUUUAGGAGACAGUUUCUCUGGUACAAAAGGAACAGACAUGACAACAGAUGAAGUUCUAGAGAUAUUGGACAGAAUCGUCAAGAGUGUAGAUACAACAGCCAAACAUUACUUCUCUGAAUAUCUCCUAAUUUCGGCACACAAGUGUAUAAAGUUAAUGAUGGGACAACUUGGAACGGAUUCAGUACAUUGUAUGGAGUCCAUUCUACCAUUUAUACUUCUACAGACAUGUACUGUUAAGAUGGUGUCAAAUCAGUAUAUAACUUCACUGUUGUCACUCACACAGAAGGUGAUUGAGUAUUUUGGAACCAGUUUACCUGUCAGUUUUGUUUCCCAGCUGUUAGCACCAUCAACCAUGUUACAGCACACAAGAUUCUCACAUAAUGAAAUGAUCAUUCAACAGACAGUUUCAAUAUACCAUGAACUGAUGGCUCUAAAAAGUGUUCCAUUGUUAGAAGAAGCUUACAAAUUUGUAGUAGGUGAUUUACAGAGGGCUUACAACAUCUUACUACAUGAAACUGAUACAGAGAAUGACAUCUGUGUUAUCCCGGCUAAUCCAUUUGAUCAAGAAGAUUAUCCAUUAAAACAAGCUGAAGCUGUCUGUAUAUUUAAUCUGUGUGCCCUAGCGGAGAUAUGUAAUACCAAAACUAACUUAAUAGCUAUGUGGGCUUUAUCUCCAAGCCUAUUUAAUUUGAUAAGCCAUCAUUUCAAUCCUGUGGAAAAUACCAUUUGUGAAAUGUUCCCUGCAGUUCAUUAUGCCAUGUUAAAUACUUUGUAUUCACAUUGUACCAGACAUGGACAUUUUAUAUCAAGCAGCCAUUUGACCCAGAGUAAUUUACAGGAAGGUUCAGUGAUGGCCAAUGCCACCACCAGUGGGAUAUUCUCUCACAUUAUACAGCUAUUGUCAACAUUGUUAGCAGAUCCCUCAGUAUCAUUCGAUAGCAGACGUUUGUGUUUAAAGUGGGUGUCUGACAUCGUAAGCAGCCUACAGACAAGUUCCUACAUCUUUACUGGUGAAGAUUUUGUGAACUUGAUUAGAAAUCUCAUUCAGUUAGGACACUUACAGGAGUCAAACACAGCUCUUACAGUUUGUCAAAAUCUUCACAACAUCUUUAAGAUUGUCAAUAACUUGUCACUGCCUGUUAUACAAAGUGUUUUAAAGUUAUGUGUUUACAAGUUAACAGACAGUUGUCAACAAGUUAGAGAAGACUAUUUCAGUCUCAUGAAAAUCCUUCCAGCUGACAUUACUAUCAGGUCCAACAAUUUGUUACAUUUGUGUGAUGACAACAACCAGUCCAUCAGUAUCCAGGAAGGAGCUGAAGGAGUGACCGCCGCGUGGCUGGCCAAACGAAAUGUCAUCAACAAGAUCCCAACCAUGUCAUUCCAUUCUCACAGCUUCAAGCAGGUCAUGGCAUAUCUCCUACAGAAGUCACCUCCUAACCAAACAGGAAAAUGGAGUUGGUUGGAAGCUAUGUUUUAUUCCUGUCAACAUGAGAAUAAAGACAUAAAGUCAGACGAUCCAUUCAAGAUUUCAGACUAUGUGGACAGUAACGAGGCCAUGCUGUGGUUCUGGGCUACAUGGGAAACGGCCCAGUACUGUGUUCUGAACAGACUACGGACCCCAUUAGGGAAGGCCCAGGAUACGUUUACUUCUAUAGAAACUGUUCUGAAGACUCUGGCUAUAGAAUCACAACGUCAGGAAGACGAUGACAAACAAUCUAAAUCUGAGGAAACUAAAGGAAAUGGAGAGCAUUACAGAAUUCAGCUUAUUCUACAGUUUAUGGAACAGUUAGAAAAACUUUUAUAUAAUGCAUAUGAAGGUUGUGCUGUGGCCAUGCCUAUGCCACCAAAGGCUGUGAGGACGUUCUUUAGAAUCAAUAAAGGAACCUGCUUGGAAUGGUUGUCCAGGAUUCGUAGCCACAUUAUUAAGAUAGCCUUACAUACUGGCUUCACCGGUGUGGCUGUUAGACAGGCACAUGAACUACUGAGGGACAUGAAGGAAAACGGCAAUACACAGAGUACAGAGUUUGAACAAACCGUGUUAUAUCUUGUGAAAGGUUUGCUGGACCUAAAGCAGCCUGAUGCUCUAAUGGGAGUCUACAGUUGGUGUAGGGAUGUCAUGGGGAAAAAACUUCUUUGGAUCAAAGCUUUAGUGGAGAAAGCUGCUGGCAGAUAUGAGAAUGCAGGAAAGGAAUUAAAGAGUUCAGUGAAAGCUUUGUUAAAUACAGACCAAGACGAUAUGGAUGUAGAUGGCAAGCCAGAUACUGUUAUACCACAGAAAAUCAAGGGUAUACUCAGUAAACACAAUACAACACCAGUACAACAGGAGACACAUCUUCCCAUUGUCAGACUAAAUUUUAUUGUAAAUCAGGUUGUAGAGUGUUAUCAGUCCCUGGGAGAUUGGAAGUCAGUUAUGGAGUGGCAGGAAUCUGUAAUGGAGUAUCGUCAGGAUACAUCUUUUAUAUCAUUACAAACAGCCUUUAAUACAGAUAUUGAUAUAAACUAUGUCAGAGCCUUGUCAGAGUUUGAUUUGAACAACAUUUCUGGUGUUAAAGAGAAUAUGGAGUUAGUUCCAGGAGGAUCUCUAAAUGAUGUGACUAAACAGGAACUACAUGUAGGAGAAAUAUGGGGAACCAGUCAGAAACUUGAUCUGGUUUACCAACACUAUGUCAAAGUAGCAGCUGCUAUCAUUGAUCAGAAACAAAUCAGACCUGAGUUUGUCAAGAGUCUGUUACAAAGUGAGAAGAUUAUUGAGGACUUACUGCGAGUUAGCUCCUUUGAAUGGCCUCUUCUGUCAUCACAGAAAAUACUUACAGAACUGUACACUAUAUUCUGUUUGAGAAGACAACUAGAGGAUAAAACAAAAAAGCCCAUCCUGUUGCCAAUAAGUGGUGAUUUCAUCUUGGACAAGGAUGAACAUGAUGUCAGCACAUUCUUACAAGUCCAGAGAUUUGUUAAUAUACAACAACAUCUACCUGGGAUAGAUAAAAAAUCUAAUUUGAUUGGUCAACAACUGAAGCUACAGCUAGGAAUAUCUAACUUGGCCAGGAAACAGGAAAACUAUAUCUUAGCAGAGAAACUUCUUCUACAACAAAUUAAUCUGCUCUCUGAUGGAGGAUCAGAAAAUGGCCGUCAAGUAAAACAAGAUGCAAUACUAACGUCUUUGACUAGACUCAGGGGAAGUAACUCCAGUAUAAAUCAACUUGAUGUGUUACGUGUUGAACGCACAGCAGCAAAAUUACUCCAAGCUACUGGACAAUUGAAGGAUGGAAUUGACAUCAUUAGUAAUAGCAUAGUCGGCCAUGUUUGUUCUGACCUUCGCAAAGAUGUCAAGGACAAAAGUUUAUUAUUACAAUGUAAUGAAUUGAGUGCUAGGUCACUUCUAACAAUUGUUAAAUGGCUACAGAUAGAACAUAAGAACUUGUCUUCAUUGACAAGUCAGUUAAGAAUAGAAGGAGGAGAUAGUUCUGUGUUAUCCCACAAUAUACAACUCUUACUGGAGGUGGAGACAAGAGGUAGCAGGCAGAAGUUAGGGAUAGUGUUAGAGGAUGCAGAUCAUGAUCUGAAGAUUGGUGACAAUCCUAUAUUGUCCCAUAGUGACAGGGUGAUAGGUCAGAUUUUACAUCUCAGCACAAUGGAAUGUCCAACUCUGAGUAAAUCAUGGUUCACACUAGCUGGAUGGUGUUACAAGUGGGGAAGAAAGUCUGUGGAUAAUGCAAGCCAUGGAAGUGUAGAAUUACUUACAGAUGAAAAAGCAGAAAUUUUGUUCCUUUUACCAAAGGGUACCAGUAAUGAAGAGACAGGGAAGGUUCUGAGCGUGCUCAGUCAGAUCCAUACUUCAUUCAGUAGUGAAGAAGAUAUCAGUGAAGACCAGAAUGAAUGUGAUGAAGGUGCAGAGACAACCAGAAGACAAUUGUUGUCCUGUUGUUUAUCAUUACAAAUAGCCAGUGAGGACUGUAUUGACAAGUUACUGAGUGUAUGGAAAAGAGUAGUUCAUAGAGUGUACCACUACUACCAACUGUCAGCCAAGGCCUACUUCACUUACCUUCAACUCAAUGGAGGAGAGAAGACUCAGAGUGAUGAAGAUGGUAAUGUAAUAGGUACACUCCGAUUAUUACGGUUACUGGUCAAACAUGCCUGGGAACUGAGGAAUGUCCUGGAGCCUGGUCUGGCUAGCACACCUACAGCACCAUGGAAAGGAAUUAUUCCUCAGUUGUUUUCCCGACUAAGUCACCCAGAGUUGUAUGUUAGACAGAGUGUUUCUGACUUGUUGUGUAGAGUAGCCCAUGAUGCUCCACAUUUAAUUGUUUAUCCUGCUGUGGUUGGUUCAUCUUCAUUUAAUAAAUCUGACAGCAAAGAUUCAGGAAGAGAAGGACUUCUGAGUAACUAUCUAACAGAACAACUGGAUGAGAAUUCUGAUGAUUGUAACUCUCAGGAAGAUGAAGAUAUAGAGGAUCCCUCUAGUAAAAUGUUACAGGGCUGUCUAAUGUCUAUAGUAGAAAUAUUGUCUUAUAACAAUCCAAAGAUGAUAUCAGAAGUUAAACAAUUAGUCCAGGAGUUACGAAGAAUUACCUUACUUUGGGAUGAACUCUGGCUGGGAACAUUAAACCAACAACAUCAAGAUGUAACACGUAAACUUCAACAACUGGAGAGUGAGGUCAAGAAGGUCAACACUAACUCAGCCCUGACCAAAGAUGAGAAAUUAGCCAUCAUUAGAGAAAAACAUAAGACUAUAAUGAAACCAACAUUAUAUGCAUUGGAGAAGUUACAAGAGAUAACAUCACAGCCACCAGAAACACCCCAGGAGGAAUGGUUCAAAGAUACCUAUGGUAAACUGAUUGAUGCUGCCAUUGUGAAACUACGUAAUCCAACCAAUCCAAGCCAUCCUAACAACAGCUGGCAACUUUUUAAACAGUUACAUGCUAGUUUACAACAGAAAGCACAGAAGCGAAGCAGUUUAAUACUAAGAAUGGAAAAGAUAAGUCCUAACCUACAGGCUAUGAAAGGGACAGUUAUUGCUAUGCCAGGACUAGGCAUGUCUGGAAAGAUGGUGUCUGUUGAGUCUGUCUCCAACACAGUACAGAUACUGCCAACUAAAACUAAACCUAAGAAGUUAGUUCUCCUGGGUUCAGAUGGCAAGAAAUAUCCGUAUUUAUUCAAAGGACUUGAAGAUUUACAUUUAGAUGAAAGAAUUAUGCAGUUCCUAAGUAUUGUCAAUAAUAUGUUUGUUAGUAACUCCAGUGGAGAGCAGCAGUUGUACAGAGCUAGACAUUACUCUGUGACCCCGUUAGGACCACGGUCUGGACUGAUUCAGUGGGUUGAUGGGUCUACACCUUUAUUUAGUCUGUACAAAAGAUGGCAACAAAGAGAUGCUCUGGCUCAGUCUUUGAAAAAUCAGACAACUGGAUCAACUAGCAGUACCACUACACCAAGUAUUCUACGACCCAGUGAGAUCUUCUACAACAAACUAACACCAGCUCUUAGAGAUAAGGGUAUUACAAAUCUUGAAAACAGAAAGGAAUGGCCUUUGUCCACACUGCGGUCAGUUUUACAGGAACUUAUAGAAGAAACUCCAUCAGAUUUACUUGCCAGGGAACUUUGGUGUUGUAGUACAGGGGCCAGUGAAUGGUGGCAGAUCACUCAGGCCUAUGCCAGGUCGACAGCUGUAAUGUCAAUGAUUGGUUAUAUCAUUGGUCUUGGAGACAGACAUCUUGACAAUGUAUUAGUUGACUUAGCAACAGGAGAGGUAGUGCAUAUUGACUACAAUGUGUGUUUUGAGAAAGGAAAAGGAUUGAGAGUUCCAGAGAAGGUUCCAUUUAGGAUGACACAGAAUAUAGAAUCAGCGAUGGGUGUCACUGGAAUUGAGGGAACAUUCCGAAUUGCCAGUGAACAUGUGAUAAAGACAAUGAGAAAAGGCAGAGAAACACUCCUGACAUUACUGGAAGCUUUUGUGUAUGAUCCUCUUGUUGAUUGGACAACUGGGAAUGAGGCAGGGUACACUGGAGCUUUCUAUGGUGGUGGUACAGCUGUACCCAAUACAGGGGAGAUAAGGCAGAGUAAAAGAGACAUGGAAAGGGAGAUAACCAUCAGCAUGUUCUCAAUUAGAAUGGCAGAGAUGAAAUCAGCAUGGACCAAAAACAGGGACGAUGUAUCAUCAGCUCUGCCCAAACUAAAGGAACAGAUACAGAACUGGUUAGGAAUAGCAGACUCUUACUAUACACAGCUCAACAAUGUACAUAACAUGAGGGACUUGAAAUCACUGAUAGCUGACUGUCUUACUGAUCCAGAACACCAGCUUUAUACACUGAAAGAAAGGUAUGAAGACUAUGCUGUGGUAAAAACAACCAGAGACAGCGUACAAGAGGUUAUACAGGAGAAAAUUAAUGAAUUCAGUCACUGGCAGAAACUACAUAAGCAUGUGAUUGAAAGAAUUCAAGGCUCUUCCUUCCAGAAGAUGUGUGCAGAGUUUGCCACCAAUCUAAAUAUAGGUCCACCAAGCUUUGCUGCUGCCACAGAAUUUCUUCAGGGUGCAGGUCAAGGUCAAAUUGUUCAACAGUGUGAACAAUUAGAAGCAGAGAUGUCAAGUCAUUUGACUGUACAAAGGUCCAAUUUACACCAUGCCAUAGACGUUCUCCAUACUUAUGCUGCAAUAGUUUCACAGUUUGGUACAACCUUUGCUGACCAGAACAGAACAUAUCACUAUUUAUGUUUUCUACAGGAAGUGGUCUGUGAUUUUACAUCUGAAAGGUGCCAUGGUAUAGUGAAUCAGUUCCAUGAACUUUAUGGCAACCAACAUGUCUCACCAAUGAAAGCACAGUUGAUUCUAAACACUGAGGCCAAGCUACAGGGGAUUAUAGCUGAUCUGAAUGGCAGAUUAAUUAAGCUCCUUGAGAGGAGAAACCAAGAUCCUGCUGAGCUCCCUUUGUUAGAACAUCAGAUAAAAGAAAAUGACAAGGCAAUACAGAUAUUUGUCCAAGAAAAUGGUGUGUGUGGUGUGACUAGUUUGACAGCAUGGAUUAUAUCUGCUUUAUGUUCCCUUAAUAAAAGAUACAGUCAAAUGGAGGCUGCAGCUGCAGGUGCUGGAGACAGACUGAUGGACUUAACAUCAAGGGAUGGAGACUGGUUUUUAGAUGAACUCUGUAGUAUGAGUAGUAAUGUGAUGCAUUUUAUAGAAACCCUGAUGGCCAACACGUUGGUACAGGAACUGGUCCACUUCUCUUCUCUACACAGGGCAUUGAUGGCAACACAUAAUGUUUACAUUGCUCUACAGGAACUGAAUGUCAAUUUUCGAUCCAUCAUCCUACCAGAAGCUCUGAAGGCAAUUCAAGCUCAGGAACCUACAGUUUGUAUGGCUUUGGAAGAGAUAGAGAAGUUGUUCUCAGAUAUGACACACCCUCUAGACACCAUUGUGUCCCAGUUAGAAGUUCUACAUAGGAAUGCUAUUAUGGGCAUAGAGAAUGAUAACUUGGAAAUGAUGACAGUAGUGAAGCGUAUGCAGAUACAGUACCAAGAUUUACUCCAGGGACGUGACUCGUCCGAGUUGUCACCAGGUCAGAUGUUACUCAUGGGAUUUGAUGGGUUGUUUACUCGACUAGAGGAUGAGUUUACAGAUCUGAUGGAAGCCAUUGAUGGUCUACAGGUUCCUGAUGUUUGGAGAAAGGUGGACGCAGUUAGGGAAGGGAAGUCCAUGCAGCUCUCUUCCUUUACCAGUAACACUAGAGGAUAUCUAUCAAGUCUUUUCUUUAUCAAACGUCUUCAGACCAUGCAGAUGUUUUUCCAUAUGUGUACACAGUUUGCUGCAAACUUACAAGGAAUGGACGGCGGCAACUGUUAUGAUGAUGACCAGUUAGCUAGACCGGUGAAACGAUUUAUAGCAGAAUAUGUCAGGAAACAGGUGAUUGGCUUCCCCUCACAGAUAUUAGGCUACAUGUUAUGUGUAUUUGUCGAUGCCUUAGGAGUGGAUGUUACUGCAGAGAUUGAAACUAAGGACAUUGGAGCGGAAUCUAAAGUACCUUUAGAAGAUCUACGUAAAAAAGCCGUAGAUGUGUGCCUAAGAAAUGGACAAUUUCAACACAUGCAUUUUACACAAGCUAGUACAUUAUCAAGUUCACUAGAUUCAGCAUGGAGGAGACAUGAUUUAGCUAGGAGAUUGGACUCCAACAUGGAGCUGAUGAAGUCCAGCUUACAUAGAGCUCAGUUACAGUUAGCCAGACUUCAGUGGUUACAUGAAGAUGUGUUUGUUCAGUCUGGUCGACAUCUCAAUCAGAUGGGCAUGCAGAAUAGAUCUACUAUUAUGUCUGAAAUGAGAAAGAGCAUGCAGAGCUUGUUAAGCCAGGAAUCAGGACUGGGUACCUGUCAGACUCACUACACACAGUUGGAGAGUAGUAUUAUACAAAGAUUGAAGUGGGCAGCUGGAGCCAACCCCUCAUUAAAUCUUGUCUUGCAACAGUUUGAGGAAUGUAGUAUCUACAGGAAGCAUGUCUUUGAGGAGGAAAUGAAGUGUAGCACAGAAGUUGUUAGUUUGUGUCAAGGGAUUCUCCAUCUGGAGGCCCUCAGGACGAGGACACCAGAGGCUGUAGCCUCUGAUAGUAACUUUCUUACUCUUAUAAACAGAUGUAUUGAAAGUUGUGUAAUCACAGAAUCUACACACAGUACAGUCACAGACCUGGAAAUACUUCUGAUGAACACUAAGCCACCAGGUGACAACAGAAUUUCUCAAAGCUGGUUAGAAACCUGUACCAUUGACAUUGCAAGUGAAAUAGAUAAAAUAAACCAGGAGAAAGCAGAACUAAAGAAAGAAAUGGAUAUAUCUAGGGAUGCUACUAAAACAGAAGUGACAACCAUAAAAAAUAUCCUGACAAAUCAUCAUAAACUGAUGUCAGAAAUUAGAACUGUCCUCAAAUCCAUGGCAAAGCAAGAAGAGCUUGGUUUAGAAGAAGGUUACAGUACAACCACUGUUGUAAAGGACUAUCUCAAUACUUAUAAAAACUUUUCUGAAAAUUUUACUACUGCCUUAAAAAUAGUUACAACUGAAGAUAUCACGAAGGAUGGAAUGGCUGAGGCAGAUGAUAUGGUGGACUGUCUUAUUGGACAAAUAACUCUGAUAUAUGAUGAUUUAGUCAACUUAGCUCCACCAUUGCUACCCCAGGGUGAUGGACUAGAUCAGUCAGAAAUACAGAAUUUUACUGCAGUGACCUUAAAAAGGCCAUCAACAAAAGACCUACUGAGUCCAGUAAGAAAAUCCAGUAAUCCUAGAGACUCCACUCCACCAGGAAGUCCUCACCCAGGAUUGCUGGCUAAAAUUUCUGGAUCCAGUACAAAGAGAACAGAUAAAGUUACCAGAGAUCCUAGAACAGGGAAAGCCAUCCAAGAAAGAAACUCCUACGCUGUCAGUGUUUGGAGAAGAGUAAAAAUGAAACUGGAUGGUCGAGAUCCGGACCCAAACAAAAGAUUUACUGUUGCUGAACAGGUGGAUUUCAUUAUAAAAGACGCCACAAACCUCGACAACUUAGCAGUCCUCUAUGAAGGAUGGACACCAUGGGUAUGAAUCUGUAACAGAGAUAUCAACGGUUAAAAGUCCUCGUAACCUCUCACAGAGUCCAGCGUUAACGCAGGUGAAGAGAGCGUGUUCCAUCAACAUAGAAAAGCUGAAAUCUCAGGGCCCGCCCGAUGGGUCUGUUUAAAUGAGAGUUAGUUCAUGCUUUUCAGUCGACAUAAUGGAGAAAAAACUAUUUAUAUGUUUAUUAAAAAAACAGUGAGAUAUUUUGUGAGAAAAGGAAUUUUGUAACAUCUUUAAUCAAACAUUAUUUGUCCAAAUGAUUUUAGUGAUUAAUUCAAUCAAGGUUUUACACACAUUUACUUUUCGUUAUGCACCAUAGUAAUUUUUACUCUUUUUGAUAUUUUAAGGGAGUCUCCUAUAGCCAAUUUUUUACAUACUUAUAUUGAAAAGUAGCUUUAGAGCUACAAUAGUUUACACAGUGAAAAGUUAGACAAAAUAAACUGGUGUAUAUUCUCAUAUGAUUUUAUCUAAACCUUUUUAAGUCAUAAUUUGGGAAAAUUUGGUAAAUCACCAAUGCAAAAUAUAAAAAAGAAUUAGAAAUUUUACAGCUAAAUUGUAUUUUUAGUUUAUCAUUUUAAUUUUUGUUAAGCAAAGUUAAUUGUUUUUAGAAUUCUAGUAUGAUUUGAACAAAGGGUAAUCUAGCAUUUAUAAGGACAUUCUAAUGAAUAAAAAUGUCAUCACUAGGAUUUUGAAUGAAAAAUCAGAUAUCUUUUAUUCAUUCUUACAGCCUUGUAUUAAAUAUCCAGAGGUUUAACUGAAUUUAUAAGUCCAAUUAUCUUAGAGAAUUAAACUCUCUGAAAUAAACCUUACUUGAGUGAAAAUGUUUGAAGGUUUACCUUUGCUGAAACUUUGAGUAAAAACACUUCAGAGAUUUAAGUUUGUGAAGGUUUUAGCUAGGCUGAAAAGAUUUUUAUUAAGAAUUGUAAUGUUUUCUAAUACAUGGUUGCUGACUCUGUUAAGAAAUGUGUGUGCCAGUAUUGUUUGAUUAUUGUAUAUUACAUGUACAAGACCCACAUAUUCCUUGAUAACCAACAUUAAAUGCUCGGUCAGAAGUCCAGCAUUCUGUAGAUUUGUAAAUAUGUUUUAUUCAUCUGUAAUUUCCUUCAUUUUAAACAAAAGAUUUAAUUUCUGAUUUUUGUUCAUCAUACUGAAAAUGUAGGAGCUUACAGAAAUGAUUUAUUUUUAUGAUGAUAUUUUUGUUACCUGAGACAGUAGGAUUUUAUUUAUGUUGUAACCAUAUGCUGUAUUGUUUUUAUUUUGUAACCAACGUCUAAUGGGCAUUAUAUAAUUGUAAUAUGGGUAUCCAUUGUCAUGUAACGUUUGACAUACCCCAACUAAGUUCAGACAAUUUACAUACCAUCAGAAGGAGAAACAAUUAGAAGUUUGUUGAUGUAAAACAACAUUAUAAGGAUGGCCCACACUAUGAUCAAUUAAUAUGUGUAUUGAGAUAAGAAAUAAUGGUGGAGUUUCUGGCGAAGUUAGAGAAACAAAGUCUGGUGUAGGUUGAGUUUAACGGGAAAAAGCUUGUAUUUCUCAUCACAUUAAUAUUAACACUUGUUAUUAAGUUGAUGGUAAUGAGAUUUGACAGAUGAUUGCACCAAUCAGACUUUGUACAUGGCUGGUACCUCAUUGUUUCAGAAAGAAGUAUGAAAAUGCUCCUUAAAGAUGUCAGUAAAUGAUGAUGUAUUUAUUUAUAAGCUGUCAUUAUGAAUCUAUUAUAUAACUUGAUUCUAAUUAGAACAUUGUAGAUAUAAAAGUUACACAAAAAACUUAACAAUCAUACCAUAUUACCAAACUUUCUAGUACAUUCUCAAUGUUGUAUUAAUUCUAACUAUUAUAUACCUUGUAAAUGAUCUUUCCUAUAUAAUUGUGCACAUCUCACUAUAGGAAUUUCUAAAGCAGAACUUUUUAUGGAUCAGCAUCUUUGAAGGUCAAGGAGAACCAUGUUAUUGUGAUGUUCAGAGAAUACUAUUGAUGAUAUACAAAAGAACCACCUUCACUUCCAUAUAUGGUCACUUCUAUACAAGAAUCACAUUUAGAUGUUAAUGCUUGGUAGUCCUGGUAAUGAGAGAUUCUAUUGUAACUGAUUUAAAGUUAAGAUGUGAUUUUGUAAAGUCAUUCAUUUAAAAGGUUUAAUUCCCAUAUGAUCAGUAUAAUUAUUGUUUAUCCCCCUUAGAGUGUUUAUUAUUUAUGAUUUUGACUUUGGAUAAUUUUUAAUUUCCUUCAAAUUAAAGAGUGUUUCUUAUUAUUGUAUAUCUAACCUAGACAAAUUUUUCUGUCUGCCUGUAUUGUUUAGCAUUUUAUAUCUCAAACUCUGUAAAAAGACAUCUUCCCCACUGCCCUCUUAAAUUGUUAGCAAGUCAUAUAUGUGUGAACUCAAAUUCCAUAAAAAAAAACUCUCCCAAAAAAAGGAGGGGAAAAAAAUAGAAGUGAUUUUUUUAAUAACCAAUGUAUUUGUUUAAUCUUGUAGCUGUAUAUAACUGCUUUAGUUAAUAAAGGUGUUGGGUGAAA